Cyprinodon tularosa is the source of this 1934-nucleotide messenger RNA. RefSeq names its product phosphoinositide 3-kinase regulatory subunit 6-like. The transcript has 7 exons. The coding region runs from base 2 to 685 and encodes 227 amino acids. The record is from RefSeq and is a predicted model, not a curated record. Gene Ontology annotation, cellular component: phosphatidylinositol 3-kinase complex, class IB. Lineage: Eukaryota; Metazoa; Chordata; Actinopteri; Cyprinodontiformes; Cyprinodontidae. Gene Ontology annotation, biological process: positive regulation of MAP kinase activity; G protein-coupled receptor signaling pathway. Gene Ontology annotation, molecular function: 1-phosphatidylinositol-3-kinase regulator activity.
AAUGAAUCCAGAGAGACCCAAGGACCCCUUCAUCUCUGAUGUCAUAGCGUACUAUGUCCGCAGCGCCCAGCAGCCCGUCUACUUCACCAUCUAUUUUGUAAAGAUCAAAUUUAACAGCAUGACGAAGGAACCAGUGGAGGAGUCGUUCCUCACUCACCUGGAGAUGGAGUUUCCAGAGUUCAAACUGAUUUCAGCUUCAGUUCGAGAUAAACACAAGAAGAGCUCGGGGGAAGUCUGUGGAGCUGUUAUCUCCAUGAAUUACAAAAAGGUGACCCUGAGUGGCCGAGAUGUUGACGUGGGAGUUUCCGUCAGAACGUCGGGGGCUCAGAUUAACGCCAUUCCUUCCUGCGAAGCAGAAGAUCUGAACUGUUUGACUCUAACGUUGAAUGAAGCGGCGGCUAAGACGAAGAGCGGAUGUGGGGAAUCCAAAAUUCGGGCCAGCAACAUUAAGAUCCGUUCCUUAGAGCGGCGAUCCUUCAUUCUCACGCUGGACAGAGACAAGCGGAGGACUUACAAACAUGUGCAAAGCAUCGAAAUCUCUCCUUGUCUGGAUCCAGGAUACUGCGUCCAGAAAACCAUGAGGUCCAAAUUUUGCUUGGACGCAGAAAAAGACGCCGGACUGAGCAAAUACAUGAGCAAAGCGCUUCCUUUGCCCAUCAACACAUUCGCUGGCAUCAUCAACUAAUGAGUGAAAGUCGGCCAACACUUCGUCAGUAAAUAAGGCUAACCUCACUCUGUUUUCUGAGUGGAAGUGACGGUCGUCUACCUGGACAAAAGGCAACCUUACAGACCAAUGAGCUGCUCUUUAAUCAAAAGUUGUCUGCAUCUGUCCCUCUGCUCUGACUGACUGUUUACUGACCGUUUCUAAGGAACACAUUCAAUACUAUGAUUAAACUGUCUGCUGAUUUGGCAGUGUUAGAAAGUGUGCUGCAGGAUGGGAUAGCGCUUGAUUAGCAUCAUGCUCCUCCUAAAUAGCCUGAUGUGUAUUCUUUGAUCAUCACAGAGGUUCAUUAUGUUUAAACAAAUACUACCUGUAGAGAAAAUGAAGAAGGCUCUGAGCCAGUUAAAGGUGUGGCCACCAGGUUAGAGGUGUGGCCACCAGUUAAGGGGGGUGGCCGCCAGUUUAGAAGUGUGGCAAUUAGGUUACAAGUGUGGCUGCCAUGUUAAAGGUGUGGCUGCCAGGUUAGAGGUGUGGCCGCCAGGUUAGAGGUGUGGCCGCCAGGUUAGAGGGUUGUCCACCAGUUAAGGGGGGUGGCCGCCAGUUUAGUAUUGUGGCAAUUAGGUUACAAGUGUGGCUGCCAGGUUAAAAUUAACUUGUCAGUUCUUUAUCUUUUGAUUGAUCAGCGUUUUUUUUCUUCUCCCAAAUCUGUAAGGAACCUGAUUCAUAACAGCAUUGUGUAAUUUUGAAGUUUUUAAGACCUGAUCUCGACGCUUAUGUUGAUUCUGUAUCCACACUACCUUUAGACUCCCUCAGCGACACACACACAUACACAACAGUUAAGCCCCCUCACUUGGCCGCCGCCAUGCUGGAAUAUUGCCCUCACUGCUCUUAUCUCAUCUCUGCUACACUCAGACAUCUGCAUCCACCUCAUCUUUUGCAUGAAGGAAGCUUUAAUCAUGGAAAAUGACUGACAUUCUGCUUUGGUUGUAAGAUCUCAUAAGAUAUUGAGAUUAAAACCAUGAGCUGCAUCAGGAGUUACUCAGGACAGAAUUGAGGUGUGAUGCUGAUCAAAGACACAAUCAAAAGGUGCUGAUCGACCUCCGACCUAACCUCUCCCAAUGCACCGUGCACUACCCACAGGGACGGCGUGUUGGAGUCGCACACAAGGCAGACAUCUUGGAACAAGUGAACAUCUCCCAGUGGAAGACUUUACAUUAGUGGUGAAUAUUAGAAUUGAAAUGAUUGUAUUGCACUAAAGGAGCAUUUAAACAGA